Molecule: messenger RNA, 1242 nt
Organism: Prunus avium (sweet cherry)
Lineage: Eukaryota; Viridiplantae; Streptophyta; Magnoliopsida; Rosales; Rosaceae
Source: RefSeq, a predicted model, not a curated record
AGGUAUGGGUAUAUUGCGAGGACUUGUUCCAAAUCCCUGUAACCUUUUUGGAAUUAAUCACAUAUAUAAGAUGAAAUGGACCCACGAAAGAACAUCUGAAAUUCUACAUUCCAUGUGCGAAGUGGUAAAGGGUAUGAGUCUUAAACAAAUGCAAGAAAGUGUCGUGCAAGCAGCAAUCUUCGAAGCUAUUAAACAAGGGCAUGUUGAGUUUGUUUUUGAGAUAUUUCGAUCAAAUCCUGUAAUGAUUGGGCUCACUGGGGAAAUGGGAAGACCAUGCUUCAGUUUGCCAUUGAAUGUCGUCAAGAAAAUGUCUAUUUCUUUUUCUAUGAAUUGACCCGAAUAGUGCUUAAUAUGGUAGUGAGAAUAGAUCAGUUCAACAAUACGUUGCUACAUGCAGCAGCGAGUUUAUCCCCAAUUGCACAGCUUAAUCAUAUCCAAGGUGCCGCGUUGCAAAUGCAGAGAGAAUUACAAUGGUUCAAGGAGAUUGAAAAAAUUGUACCUCCCAAGGUUCUUGAGGCUGUAAAUGAUACAGAUGGCAUGACAGCACGUGAUUUAUUUACUAAGAACCACAAAGAGUUGGCGAAAGAAGGAGAAAGAUCAAUGAAAGAGACAGCAACUUCUUGUACGGUUGUAGGUGCGCUUAUCAUUACCAUCAUGUUUACUGCAGCAUUCACAGUUCCAGGUGGAAACAACGGAAAUACAGGCAUGCCCUUGUUCUUCUUAGAUAAAAAGUUUAAGGUCUUUAUAGUUUCUGAUGCCCUAUCACUCUUUUCUUCCACGACUUCUGUAAUGACAUUUUUGGGAGUCCUCACCUCACGUUAUGCCGAAGCUGAUUUCCUUGAAUCAUUGCCAAAGAAAAUGAUUAUAGGUCUUUUCACCCUCUUUUUCUCCAUAGCCACCAUGAUGAUUGCGUUUGUUUCUACCCUUUGUAUUAUGUUGGGUGAAAAGUCAUGGAUCGUGAUUCCAAUCACUUUACUUUCUAGUGCUCCAAUCGUCUCCUUUGCAUGGAUGCAAUUUCCCCUUCUUGUUGAGAUCUUCAUUUCUACUUAUGGAGCAGGAAUAUUUGCCAAAAAACCCAAACCUUUGGAAGUGAACCCCUCUGACAUGAAUCGAUCUGUCUGAUUCAUAAGGGAAGAACUUGUAUCAAUAUCUCAAUUUCAAUUCAAAUAUGGAUUAUUCACAUUUGGAUUUUUAUGUCAUUUUUGCUGAUAUUUGUUUCUAUCAAUUUUAAGAAAGUUUUAA